AUGCACCACAUUUCAUCGCAUUGCUGCACUGCCCACCUCAAGGCCACGCAUGUCAUCCUGCCCCCUCCCCUCAAGCGCACUGAGAAGCUCGUUGCUGCCUUGGCUGCUGGACAGUGGGUGCAUGUGCCCCAGCGGUUGCCUCUGCAGGCACGAGGGACGGGGAGUAACAUCUUGAAUGUCACUCCGGAGAGUAGAUUUACUGCCAUCUCAGAGGUGCCGCCAUCAAGCGAGGCAGGCAGAGUGUAUCUGUCGGACUGGGUGAUCAACCCGCAGGCAUUGCUGUACCAGCAGUUCCAGGCAGCGCUGCUGCUGCUGGCCAUCCUCAUCGGCAUCAUCGAGCCCUUCAACUUCGCGUUCCUCCACACCGACAACGUGCUCACGCCCGUCAACGCGUUCAUCUAUUGCACCGACACGAUGUUUGUUUCCCGAGGGACGUGCUCUUCUCUCCGUCUUAAUGCGCGCAGAACCUCUUCUCAUGUGCCUCGCCCCGCUCCCCCGCAGGUGUUUCUGAGCGACGUGCUGCUCUCCUUCUUUGUGCCCGAGUUCCGCAUGGGCAAGUGGAAGACCAGCCUCGCCAGCAUUGCCGUCGAGUACCUACGGGGCAUGUUCUGGUACGACAUCCUAGCAGCGCUGCCAUGGGAUCUGGUGCUCAAGGGCGUGUAUCAACCCACCGGCACCGCUGCUGUCGCCCUCUCUGCCUUUGGCCUGCUGCGACUGCUGCGCCUCAUCCGCCUUGCUCCAUGUGCUGCCCACUGCCCUUUUGUAUGCUGGAACGUGCUGUGGGACAUGGCAGUGGACGUGCAGUACGACUACAUCUCCACCAGUGUGCACAAGUUCGCCCUCCUCAUCCUCUUCGCCACCCACUGGUCCGCCUGUGUCUUCUUCCUCCUCGCCCGCGUGCGCAACUUCAGUGAGGACACGGGGCUGCAUGCGACGCUCCUCUGCUUGCUCAGCUGUAUGCACCCGAAACCCCCCCCUCUCCCUCACAUCCCCCCUCUGUCCCUUCCUUCCACUUCACCAUCCUCUUACUGUUCCCUCCUGUCACUUGACUACUUUUCCUCCGCGUUAUUCCUUUUCCUCCCGCCCCUCAUGACCACAUUCCCCAUCCCAUCCCCAGUGGGUGGGGCACUGCGAGCCCGACCUGCCUCUGCGCCCUCCGCUCGACGCCUAUGUCACUUCCAUCUACUGGUGCGCUGCUGCCUUCUCUCCUCUUUCUCACUCCCCAAGCAAUCAACCAUUUCUGAUGCGUGCUUCCAUGCCUGCCACCUCACCUUUGCCUUCUCAACUGCCCUGUACCACUCAUAUGUGAUCAUGCAUCACACUAUCUGCAUCCGUCUCAUCGGUCGUGCCUUUCCGUGUGUGCCUCCCGUGCCCCUUGCCGUCCUCUGCGACGCCCUGCUGGUGCGUACUGCUCUGCCUGCCAGGGCGAUGACCACCCUGUGCACCACAGGUACUGCACCACAGGUACUGCACCACAGGUACCGCACCACAGGUAUUGCACCAUUGGUACUGCACCACAGGUACAUGCGCGUGCAUGUGGUGCCGGCCUCACUGCAGGAGCAGGAGCCGGAGCACCUCAGGCUGCACUUCGACACUGCCGAGGUGAGGGACGAUGUGUUGUUGCACUGCCCAUCAUCCGUGCGCACGCUGGUGAAGCGCCACGUGUACUCGCGCUUCAUCAACUCCUCCUACCUCUUCGCCGGCACAUCCAACGUCUUCCGCGUGAGUCCCCCGCCUCACCUUGUGCUCAUUCCACCCCUGACCUCUCCCCUUGCAUGUGGCCCUCCCACUUGCUUCGUCAAUUCCUCCUACCUCUUUGCCGGCACCUCUAACAUCUUUCGCGUGAGUCAACAUCUUCCGCUAACAACGAGAGCCAAUGUGGACUUCUUCCUGCCACACGUGGACCUGGUGGCAGCCGGCAACAGCACCACGGAGCUGCUCAUCAUUGCCUCGGGGCAGGCGCAGGUGUGUGCUUCAUGGCUUCGUGUCGGCACAGCGAGGUGUCGGCACAGCGAGGUGUGGGCACAGCGAGGUGUGGACACAGCGAGAUGUGGACACAGCGAGAUCUGGGGACAGCGAGGUGUGUUGAUGAAGUAA
Messenger RNA from Closterium sp. Naga37s-1, 2097 nucleotides. NCBI's taxonomy places the organism in Eukaryota, Viridiplantae, Streptophyta, Zygnematophyceae, Desmidiales, Closteriaceae. The record is from the annotation of a GenBank genome assembly.